Messenger RNA from Pomacea canaliculata, 1672 nucleotides. RefSeq lists its product as uncharacterized. NCBI's taxonomy places the organism in Eukaryota, Metazoa, Mollusca, Gastropoda, Architaenioglossa, Ampullariidae. Bases 595 to 1344 code for a protein of 249 amino acids. The record is from RefSeq and is a predicted model, not a curated record. The transcript is spliced from 7 exons.
CACGUGCGGGUGGAAAUCAGGGUUGGAUGUGUGUGUGUGUGAUGUGGUGGGGCUGAGGAGGGGUAUAAAAACUCACAGGCAUCUAGACUCGGGCUGCACAGUGUGGACCGACAACUUGCCGCAAGCCACGCGCGUCCAGAGGCUGCGACUACGUCCUCGCGCCGUGCAGUUCAUCUACGUCCUCGCGCCGUGCAGUUCUUCUACUUCCUCGCGCCGUCCACUUCGGUGACACACUAGUCCAGGUCAUUUACCUGACUCAUCAGCAGUCUGCCAGCAGGCGAAACACCGCGAUCUUGGAACGCAACCUCACUGGAACGCAAAAGAACUUUCUCACCUGAGGAAAAAAACCAACUGAAGUUAGAAGUACUCUCCGUGCAACACCUCGCGAACUCUCGCGCCUUGCAGAUUUCCUGGCUUUCUCAUCCAGCCCGACUGGCACUAGUACACCUGCGCUCAAGGUUUUUUCAAACAGACCUGGCAGCAGCUCGGGGAAGGCCUCACUGCCUGUGUGAAGCAGGUUGAAGUCAAGUUUCAGGUGUUGAAGAAUGACAAGGUCGGGUAACUGGCCACAUCGCCAACGUCACUGCCGUCGCCAUGGAAACCGGACUGAGCAGUGAGGCGCCUAUGCGCGUGCUGGAGUGGGCCGUGUUCAGCGCUCACCCCGCCCGCCUGCACUGCUGCUUCUCCAGCAGGGACGGGCAGCACACGUGCGACCCCCAGCAGGUGCUGGACCUCACCGACCCCUCCCAGACCGAGGACCUGGCGGUACAUCUCGUCAGCGAUGACAUCGUGUUGCGCGUGAACACUUGCGAGGAACUGUGUCACGUGGUAUGGCGGCUACAGCAACAACUGCUGCUGACGAGGGUGACGGUGUACCACACGGAGAUAGCCAGUCGUCACAGCGUGGAGACGGUCACGAUCAUAGAAGAUGACUUCGCGGUUCUCCUCAACUUCUCCCAUCCUGCCUUGAGCUGGCAGCUCGCCAAGGCUGCGCACCGCGCGCUGGAAUGCAUGUCACGUGACAGGAACUUUUGCCUUGAGAUCGACCUGACAGACGUGCUGCUGGACUGGUACAUGCUGAACCGCGACGCCAUCACCAGCUGUGACGACAUCCACAACCUCCGCACGCGCAGGACCCGAGUGUGCGUCACCAACCACAGCGCCUACAGCCACCAGUUCGACUGCAGCCCCAAGUGGAUCGUCUUCCUGUGCCUGUGCUGGAUCGUCUUUGUGCCUUGUUAUAUCGCUUUCCGCAAACUCACCUGUUCAGACAUUCGUGUCAAGAUCAGUUGUGAUGUCGUCGGUGCAGGAAGUGUUUGCGUGUCCAGUGAACAGUCCAGGUGAACACUUAGUAGUAACACAGAACAAGGCCAAGACAUACAGCAGCGUCUAAAUGCAUCACCGGAAGCACUUGUCGCAAGAUCACGUGACCGCAUUGCAUCCUGGGAAGGCAAACUACUCGCAGAGGCCAACAGCUAUUCAAACCGUCAAGGGCUGUGCCCCUUCUGGCGAUGGAGCAAAGGCUGCGAAGGAAGGCACAUUAAAACCCGUUAUCUUGUUAAAGAAAGAAACAGUUCUUGUGAAACUGAAGGCGAGGAGAGAAUUUUUUUCAAAGUAGUAAUGAUUGCUUUUCUCCCGGUGACACCUUGCACGUAGCAAACCAAAAACAAAA